Messenger RNA from Trichoderma gamsii, 1233 nucleotides. RefSeq names its product L-lactate dehydrogenase (cytochrome). Lineage: Eukaryota; Fungi; Ascomycota; Sordariomycetes; Hypocreales; Hypocreaceae. The record is from RefSeq and is a predicted model, not a curated record. Gene Ontology annotation, molecular function: FMN binding; oxidoreductase activity. Bases 1 to 1233 code for a protein of 410 amino acids. The transcript has a single exon.
AUGGCGACCAACAAUACAGCAAUCACCCAGGCCGAUCUGGAAGCACCUCUUGCUUAUGAGGCUGAGGUCUACCGAAAAGGAUUGAAGUUCGAGCGGCCGCCGUUCACUUUUCAAACGACCGAUUGGGAGCCUCAAGCCAAGGAAGUCCUUAGCGCUUCUGCCUGGGGUUACGUUUACGGGUCAGCUGGUCAGCGAGAGACGCAUAACAAGAAUUUAGCUGCGUUCAAAAAAUGGGGCAUAAUUCCUAAUCGACUAGUUGAUGCGAACUAUCCUGACUUAUCGACAACCUUGUUUGGGGAAAAAUUCCAAUCACCUAUCGCCAUUGCUCCGGUCGGAGUACAGAAAAUAUUUAAUCCAGAAGGAGAGAUUGCCACUGCUACUGCUGCAUCAAAGGAAGGCGUGCUAUAUAUCAUGUCCUCGGCCUCGAGUACAAGUAUAGAGGAUGUGGCAAAAGCAAAUGGAGAGGGCCCACGUUGGUACCAGCUCUACUGGCCUUCAAAUGAAGAUAAUGAUAUUACUAUCAGCAUCUUGGAGAGGGCCAAAAAGGCUGGAUUCACUGUGCUCGUCGUUACAUUGGACACAUACAUGCUUGGAUGGCGACCAUCCGACAUGAAUAAUGGCUACAACCCAUUUCUUCGACCUGAUUCAAUCGGAGUAGAGAUUGGAUUUACAGACCCUGUCUUCCAGCGAAAGUUUAAACUUAAACACGGUAAAGAUAUCAAGGAAGAUCUGGGUACCGCAGCUGCAGAGUGGGCGCGCACUAUCUUCCCAGGCAGGAGUCACGGCUGGGACAACUUGAAGUUUUUACGCGAGAAUUGGUCCGGACCCAUCGUUCUCAAAGGCAUCCAAACCAUCACUGAUGCUCAGAGGGCCGUUGCGGCCGGCAUGGACGGAAUCGUUGUAUCUAACCAUGGCGGGAGACAGCAAGACGGUGGUCCAAGUAGUCUCGAGCAACUUCCCAAAAUCGCUAGAGCUGUAGGCGACAAAAUAUCGAUCCUGUUCGAUAGCGGUGUUAGAUGCGGCGCAGAUAUUGCCAAAGCACUCGCCUUGGGGGCUUCCAUGGUACUUGUUGGUAGACCCUACGUAUAUGGACUGUCCCUUGGGGGCGAGGAAGGUGUGAGACAUGUUCUUAAGAGUUUGGCAGGCGAGUUGAGUUGUACAUUACAUUUAGCAGGUAUCCCUGGGGCUGGGCGGGACAUCCUCAACGAAGACUGCUUGGUCAGGGAAGUUUGA